UCUCACUUACUUUCGCAAAAACGCUCUUUGUACUCUCUUUCCUCGACUCCGCAGCGUAGAUCUGAGGAGUUUGGGAAACCCUAACUGCUCUCACCAACGACCUUACCACUCUCUUCGCCUUCGCUUUUUCUCCGAUCAACCACCUUUCACCAUCCUAAGUCAUGGCAGGAGUUACGCCCGAGGGAUCACAGUUUGAUGCUCGUCAAUUUGAUUCCAAGAUGAAUGAGUUGCUUACAGCUGAAGGACAGGACUUCUUCACAUCUUAUGAUGAGGUUUAUGAUAGUUUUGAUGCUAUGGGCUUGCAAGAGAAUCUCCUGAGAGGCAUUUACGCAUAUGGUUUUGAGAAGCCAUCAGCUAUUCAGCAAAGGGGAAUAGUUCCAUUCUGCAAGGGACUUGAUGUUAUACAACAGGCUCAGUCUGGAACUGGGAAGACAGCAACUUUCUGCUCUGGGAUUCUGCAGCAACUUGAUUAUAGUUUGACAGAUUGCCAAGCCUUGGUAUUAGCACCUACACGUGAGCUUGCUCAGCAGAUUGAGAAGGUUAUGCGGGCUCUUGGAGAUUAUCUUGGUGUGAAGGUGCAUGCUUGCGUUGGAGGUACCAGUGUUCGUGAAGACCAACGCAUUCUGUCAAGCGGUGUUCAUGUUGUUGUUGGUACUCCUGGUCGUGUAUUUGAUAUGCUGCGCCGGCAGUCACUUCGGCCAGAUUACAUCAAGAUGUUUGUAUUGGAUGAGGCUGAUGAAAUGCUUUCCCGUGGUUUCAAAGAUCAGAUCUAUGAUAUAUUCCAGCUGCUGCCAUCUAAGAUUCAAGUGGGAGUUUUCUCUGCUACAAUGCCUCCUGAGGCACUUGAGAUCACAAGGAAGUUUAUGAACAAACCUGUCAGGAUCCUUGUGAAGCGUGAUGAGCUCACCUUGGAGGGCAUAAAGCAGUUUUAUGUCAAUGUUGAGAAAGAGGAAUGGAAGCUGGACACACUCUGUGAUCUUUAUGAAACAUUGGCAAUCACUCAGAGUGUCAUUUUUGUGAACACCAGAAGGAAGGUUGAUUGGCUCACUGACAAGAUGCGAAGCCGAGACCACACAGUCUCGGCAACCCAUGGAGACAUGGACCAGAAUACCAGGGAUAUUAUCAUGCGUGAAUUCCGUUCUGGGUCUUCCCGAGUUUUAAUAACUACAGAUCUUUUGGCUCGUGGUAUUGAUGUCCAGCAAGUGUCUUUAGUUAUAAAUUAUGAUCUCCCAACACAGCCUGAGAACUAUCUCCAUCGUAUUGGUCGUAGUGGGAGGUUUGGUAGGAAAGGUGUUGCCAUUAACUUUGUCACAAAGGAUGACGACAGGAUGUUGUUUGACAUCCAGAAGUUCUAUAAUGUGGUAAUUGAGGAGCUGCCAUCAAAUGUUGCUGAACUCCUCUAAUGAGAUUUUUUGCUUCCAUAAUAUUAGAGUAAAGUUGGUUUCUGAGGUAAGUGUUAUGUAAUGUUUGUUUUCCUUUUGCCCCUUUUGUUGUAUUUCUGCUGUUAAACCUUGUUUAACCUUUUUAAUAGGUGUAGUAAUUUAAUUUAAAUUGUGAGUCGUCUGAAUGUCCAAAGUGAUAAGUACUUGCAACGUGGA
Messenger RNA from Gastrolobium bilobum, 1598 nucleotides. Its product is annotated as eukaryotic initiation factor 4A-15. The coding region runs from base 162 to 1403 and encodes 413 amino acids. Gene Ontology annotation, biological process: cytoplasmic translational initiation. Gene Ontology annotation, molecular function: ATP binding; translation initiation factor activity; RNA helicase activity. The transcript has 5 exons. Lineage: Eukaryota; Viridiplantae; Streptophyta; Magnoliopsida; Fabales; Fabaceae. Gene Ontology annotation, cellular component: cytoplasmic stress granule. The record is from RefSeq and is a predicted model, not a curated record.